Molecule: messenger RNA, 12891 nt
Organism: Manis pentadactyla (Chinese pangolin)
Lineage: Eukaryota; Metazoa; Chordata; Mammalia; Pholidota; Manidae
Gene: ZNF624
Product: zinc finger protein 624
Exons: 5
Coding region: 10269-12641 (790 amino acids)
Biological process (GO): central nervous system development; regulation of transcription by RNA polymerase II
Cellular component (GO): nucleus
Molecular function (GO): DNA-binding transcription factor activity, RNA polymerase II-specific; RNA polymerase II cis-regulatory region sequence-specific DNA binding
Source: RefSeq, a predicted model, not a curated record
GGGACACCAGCCCCGGUGCCGCACCGCCCCUCCCUCGGCGCUGGGCUCCAGGCGGUGUCCGGGGCGUGGCCGCUCUCUCCAGAGCCCGUGUCCCAGGUCUGACCCGCCCACCCGAGAGCAAUUGGGGCUCUGCCUCCUGCCUGGAGGUCGGCUAAGUCUCUCCCCGGCCUGACUCUGGGGGCGGCCGGUGCCGCUGGCUGCGAGCCCCCCAGCGCUGGCGUUGGGGAGCUCCGGGCGCGGGGCCUACGCCAGAGGUUCGACUAGGGCGCACCGGCCCCCGACCGGACCAAGCCAGUCUUCCCAGCCCCACGCCUUUGGUGGAGGGAAGAGGGGGGCCCCGGGGUGGACGAGAAGAGCAGUUACUGGGGAAAAGGCGAGGCUGCAGGAGGGAGGAUCUCGGUCCUGGCUUUGAACCGGCAAGGAUAGAACCGGGUUUCACAUCUGGUGACCGACAGGUAGAUGAUCUACUGUCUUUAGGUAACCGAGGCGCUUUUCCUUGCAGGCUCAUUUUACAGCAUUUAAAAUAAUCACUUUACAGUCACCGGGUCUGUCCCUGACCUGGCAACGGUGUCAGUGCUUUGGCUGGGAAAUGAUGAACUGGCCCAUGGCGUUCUCAGCACGAACAAGGUCCCUUCAUUAUCUUAAAGUAACAGCACCUGCUUAAGAUCCACAGCAAGUGAGGUUUCUCCUUAAGUCUUUGAUACUUUGCCAUGCUUGGGAAGACAGUGCUUGGGUGAAGUCAACAUCCAGAAAAUACAUCUAGGAAAUUAAGAUUGUGAGGAAAUAGCCUAGAUAUCUUCUGCAUGAUGUCGAAGGUGAAAGGAGAAACAUAUAAUGCAGUUAGCCUCAUUUGCUGGUAGCUGAUUUCUUGUGCUCAAAUGACUUGCCUGUAGUCACAUGUUCGCAGUAGCCGAACCAAAUUAGAACCUGGGGGAUGUGGAGAGCCACUCUGGAAUUUUAUUCAUACCGAACUCCUAUGUAUAUGUCUAGUUGCAAAGUAAAGAAAAGUAGAAAGAAGGGUAAACGUCACAGGUUCAGGUCUCAGAGGUCACAGUAGAGUUUUGGCUUAUUCAUUAGCUUUUUCUCUAUUAUUUUUACACAGUUGAGGAAAUAUCAGAUAAAUAAAUAGCAUUGUUUAGCACUGUUCUAAUUAUAAAAUAAAGAUGUUUAUUGCACAGUUUGGUGUUAAUCUUGCUUGACUAGCACUGUCUGUGUGGAAUAUUGUUGGGGAGGAGUUGAUUACUCUGCAAAUUAAAAAAAUGAUGGCACCGGUCAUUCUUAAUAAGUUUUAAAGAUACAGAGAGCCAUUACUGUAGUAUUGGAAUUGAAAAUGUCUUAAGUCACUCUUUGUAGGUCUGCUUUUGUGUUCAGGGAAAAAAACAGUUUUUAUUAUUUCUUAGCCCAUUUUUUUCUUUCCAACCUGGUAAAACUGGAUUUCUUGACUUGAGUGUCAGUGUAAGGUGUCAGGGGUGUCAGUUUUCAAAAUUCCCAGAAAUAGUAUGCAACACUAUAUAUGCACAUACAUUAUUCUGUGAAUAAGGUCAGACUGUCAAAUGGAUCUGUAACGCCAAAAAGUUAAGAUCUACUGGCAUUGACACGUAGUCAUUGUUAAUAUUUGUCAGCACAGCUGUAAUUAUCGUUUUGAAUUGUGGUUGUAGUUGCCUCAAGUGUUGCUUCUGAACUGGUUGGAGAAAUACCAGGCUUGAAGCAGAAAUUCAGCUGAGAGAACUAAUGCAGAGCCAACAGCUUUGCCUGGGCUCUAGAAUCCUCUUGUAAAACAUACUUCAUUGGAUUUUCAAAUGUGUAAGGAAGUCUUUAAUUUGGGGUUCAGGAGUUAGCUUUAGAACAGUAUUUUUCAAAGUAAGAACCUGAAAAUUGUUGAAAAUGUAGAUUUCUGCCCUCAUACCUGGAGACCCAAUUUAGAUCUUGGAUGGAGCCGAAGAAUUUCCUUUUUAAAUCACGCCUAGUGAACUUUUUGCAUCCUCCGUUUUAAGAGAAGAGUCAUCAUUUUCACUAGAUUUGCAAAGGAAUCCAUGACUUGAAACGAGGUAAUGAAACACGAGUAUAAGGGAAAGCCACUUAUUGAUAACCUGGAGACUUCAAUAUAGGAAUCCUCUCAGAUUAUUCUUUCUUUAGCCAAGUCUUAUCACCUCACUACACUGUGUUUUUCCUCUUCAACUUACUGUUUCUCUUCAUCAAAAUCUUUUCAUUGUGCCUACUGAAACCUCAGUGUCAUAGAACAAACUUACCUACAUUCUUAAGAUAUUCACAUGUUUUCUUGACUUAAACUAAAUCCUGUUCCCUGUUGCUUACCUGAUAACUUUUCUUUCAUGAUUGUUCAUUCUGUUAGCUAGGAAAUUAAUUUUGCAGUUUUAAUUGAGUCCAGUGUUUGAACAAGAAAGACAAUUAUUUCUCAUGAAAGUCUGAAUUGGUAGGUGGCUGGCAGUGAAGAGGGUGGGUGGAGUAGGUAGCUCUGGUCCAUUAAGUCUUAUAAAACUCAUAUUCCAUCCAUCUUUUUGCUCCACCUCCUCCUCAAGUGUUGUCCUGGUAGAGGCUGUCUCACUGUCACACUGUACAUUCCAGUCCUUUGGAAGGGGAGAUGAAGAACUCGGGGGCAAACAGCUCCUUUUGAGAGAUGUGACCUGGAAGUUGCAUACACCUCUGUUACUCAGAUCCCAUUUGCUGUAAUUUAGUGACAGGUACACCUGCCUGCAAGGAGGGGGGGAAGCGUCUUUAGCUGGGUGGCCUUCUGGCCAGCUGAGAUUUCAAGCCUCUCUCAAGUAGAAGGGGAGUCUGGAUAUUGGAAGGUGUUAACAGUCAGUCUCGGCUACACUGGGCUACUUAAGUUCCCUGGUUUGAGUUAGUUUUAGAAAAUUUUUAAAUAAAAAUUGUUCUUUGGGCAAUUUUAUUUGUAUUGGCCUAUGUUUUAAGAUGUUUAUCUGCUAUAGCCCCUUGUUUCUAUUUUUGGUUUAUUGAUAUUUUUUCUUUUCUGACUGGCUGGUAGCUAGUAUAUUUCAUUAUUUAGAGAAUCAGCUUCUGCCUUUGUCAGCUGUUUUUGUUUGAAGUUUUCUUUUUCAUUAGUUUCUUCCUUUAUUGUUUAUUCCUUGUGACUCAAUGUUUUUUCUUCUUUAGUUGAAUGUAUAAUAUUUUCAUUCUUGUGUUACUUAAUGUAUUGGGAUACAAAUUGAGUCCCUUUAAAACUUUGGCAGUAACCCAUGAGUUUUUAAUUUAUAAUACUCUCAUUUUCUAAUUCACUGGCAAUUACAUUUUAAAGUUCUCUCUACUCGGGAGGGUCUGUUUUAAUUUCCAGGUGAUAGGUUUUUUUAAUUUUCUCCCUCCAGACUUCCAUUUACAUUUGUGAUUCUACUGUAUCAUGGUUAGAGAAUGUAGUACUUAAUUUUUUUUGAGAUUUUUCUUUGUGUUCGUUGAUCUUUGUGGUGUAUAAUUAAUUUUAGCAAAUGUUCCAUGAAUGCUUGAAAUAACUUUUGACUUUACAUUUCAGUAUACUCAUAUCUAAUUUCUAUCUCUUAUGUUCUUUGAAUUUAUAACAGCCUCGCUUUAUAUAUUCUUGUUUUUCAGGAGAUAGUGGUUGUUUACUGCAAGUAUUAUUUCAGGUGAGCUUCUGAUUGGCACAAACUGUAAGAUUAAAUUAAGUUAUGCUAUGUUUAUUAAGCAAAAGCUACUGAAUCUUAUGGAAGCAAGGUGCCCAUUCAGGGCAGGAGCAAAUUCAACUUGUUUAAUCAAAACAAAGUCCCUAAUCAAGGGAUCAGUCGUGCAACUGCUAGUAAAAACUUUUUGUAUAAAGUAGGGUUUCUGAAAAACUCAAAACUAGCUCUAUCACUGCCCUUUUAGACCCAAGGCUAAUACUACCAUUCUGGAGGAAUUUAUAUGAACAAUCUGUACCAUUUAGUUUUAAACAGUAUCGUUCAUCAGAUACCCCUGGUUCUUAAAUCAAACUCAGCAUCAGUUAAGGCCACGUCCUCAUUUAAGAAGGGGUUGGGGGAUGGGAAAUGUUGCCUAGACAUUCCUGAUAGGUUUAUUGGAUGGUCAUGUAUCUGGCCAUCGUGACUCAUAUCUUUGUAUUUUUUUGAUGGCUACCAAUCCGUUAACCCAUAUUUGCUGAUAACUAUUUUCUUAUUUAUUAUUAUUUGUAACUUUUCUGUCUCAUCAUGAAUUUAUGGCCUUUUUCUGUUAAUCAUAUUCAUUGUUUUAUUAUACUCUGAGUGCUAUUUUUCUUCUUUCCACAACUUUGAUGGAUCCUACUACAUGUUGUCAUAUCAACCUAUGUGUUUAAAUUGGCAGUGUUGAUCCCAAAUUUAGGUGUCUCCAUUUUUUCUUUAUUAUUAUGAACUUUGGCCCAAAUAUCCUAGAAUGAUGAUCUAUUUUAUUUAUUUAUAUUUUGUAGCAAGAGCUUUCUUUCUCUUUCUUUUCAUGCACAAAGAUACUUAUUACAUCAUUUUUUAUGUAAUAAGAUGUAAUUGACACAUAACAUUAGUUUCAGGUGUACAGCAUAGUGAUUUGGCAAAUAUAUAUUGCAAAGUGAUCACCACAAUAAGUCUAGUUUACAUCCAUCACCACAUGUCUUAUAAAUUUUUUUCUUAUGAUGAGAACUUUUCAAAUUUACUCUCUCAGCAACUUUCAAAUAUACAACACAGGAUUAUUAACUAUAGUCAACACACUGUACAUUCCACCCCAAGACUUACUUAUUUUAUAACUGGAAGUUUGUACCUUUGACCACCUUCACCCAUUUCUUUGUGUCCCAACCCCCACACACACACGUACACCUGCCUCUGACAACCACCAAUUUGUUCUCUGUACUGUGAGUUUGGGUUUGCUUUUGUUUAUUUGUUUGUUAAGAUUCCACACAUAAGUGAGAUCAUGCUUGUCUUUCACCGUCUGACUUACUUAACAUAAUUCCCUCAAGGUCCAUUCAUUUUGUCAUAAAUGGUAGGGUUUCCUUCUCUUUUGUGGCUGAAUAAUAUUUCAUUGUGUGUGUGUGUGUGUAUCACCACAUUUUCUUUCUCCAUUCAUCCACUAAUGAGCACGUAAUUUGCUUCUGUGUCUUGGCUACUGUAAAUAAUACUGCAGUGAAAAUGGGGGUGCAGAUAUCUUUUUGAGUUAGUGUUUUUGUUUGCUUUGGUUAAAUACCCAGGAGUGGAAUUGAUGGAAAAUAUGGUAGUUCCAUUUUUUAAUUUUUUGAGAAACCUGCAUUCUCUUCCAUUCUGGUUGCACCAAAUUACAUUCCCACUAACAGUUUCUCCACAUCCUCAUCAACAUUUGUUAUUUCUUGUUUUUCUGAAAAUAGUGAUUCUAACAAGUAUGAGAUGAUAACUCGUGGUUUUGGUUUACAUUCCCUGAUGAUUAGUGAUGUUGAGUUUUCCUAUUCCUGUUACCCAUCUGUGUGUCUUCUUUGGAAGAAAAUACAUAUUCAAAUCCUCUGCCCUUUUUUUAAAAUCAGUUUGUUUUUUGCUAUUAAGUUAUAUGAGUUCUUUACAUAUUUUGGAUAGUAACCCCUUAUCAGAUACAUGAUUUGUGCAAAUAUUUUCUCCCAUUUUGUAGGUGACUUUUUCAUUUUCCUGAUGCAGUCCUACUCACUUGUUUUGGGUUUUGGUGUCAAAGCCAGGAAGAAAUCAUCACCAAGACUGAUAUCAAGAAGCUUACCACCUAUGUUUUCCUUUAGGAGUUUUAUGAUUUCAGGUCUUAAAUUCAAGAGUUUAAUCCAUUUUCAGUUAAUUUUUUUUAAGAUAGUGGUCCAGUUUCAUUCUGUUGCAUGUGACUAUUCCAGUUUUCCCAGUACUAUUUAUUGAAGAGACAGACUAUCCUUGUAUAUUUCCCUGUUGCAUAUUCUUGGCUCCUUUGUCAUAAAUUGAUAUAUAUGCAUGGGUCUAUUUCCAGAUUCUCUCCUCUGUACUAUUGACCUAUGUGUGUUUUAUGUCAAUCCCAUAGUGCUUUGUAAUAUAGUUUGUAAUCAGGAAAUGUGAUGCCUUCAUUCUUCUUUCUCAAGAUUGCUUUGACUCUUCAGGGUCUUUUGUGAUUCCAUACAAAUUUCAGGAUCAUUUAUUCUAUUUGUGUGAAAAAUGCCAUUGGAAUUCUGAUAGGGAUUGCAUUGAUCUAUGGAUUGCUUUUGGUAGUACUCUUCCAAUCCAUGAGCAUGGAAUAUAUUUCCAUUUAAUCUCUAUAAUUUUCAGUGUACAGGUCUCUCACCUCCUUGGUUAAAUUUAUUCCUAGGUAUUUUAUUAUUUUUGACAUAAUUGUAAAUGAGGUUGUUAAUUUCUUUUUCAAAUAGCUCAUUAUUAGUGUGUAGAAACGCAACUGAUUUUUGUAUAUUGACUUUGUAUCCUGUAACUUUACUGAACUCAUUUAUUAAUUCUAACAGUUAUUUGGCAGUCUUUAGGGGUUUCUGUAUAUAUCAUCUUCAAGUAGUGACAGUUUUACUUAUUCCUUUCCAAUUUGGGUGUCUUUUAUUUCUUUUUCUUGCCUAAUUGCUCUGACUCAGACCUCUAAUACUGUGUUGAAUUAAAGUGGUGAGAGUGGGCAUCCUCAUCUUGUUUUGUUCCUGAUCUUAAAGGGAAAGCUUUGAAGCUUUCCACCAUUGAGUAUAAUGUUAACUGUGUUUAGUUUUUAUUGUGUUGAGAUACUCUCCUUCUGUACCCAUUUUGUUGAGAGUUUAUAUUAUAAGUAGAUGUUGAAUUUUGUCAAAUGCUUUUUUUGCAUUAUUGAGAUGAUACAUGAUUUUUACAAUUCAUUUUGUUAUAUGCUGUAUCACAUUGAUUUGCAGGUAUUGAACAAUCCUUAAAUCCCUGGAAUAAAUCCCACUUGAUCCUGGUGUAUAAUCCUUUUAAUGUAUUGUUGAAUUCAGUUUGCUACUUUGUUGGGGAUUUUUGCUUCUGUGCUCAUCAGGGAUAUUGGCCCCUAAUUUUUUUUCUUAUAAUAACCUUGCCUAGGUUUGGUAUCAAGAUAAUGCUGGCCUCAUAAAAUGAGUUUAGAAUUUUCCCUCCUCUUCUAUUUCUUGGAAUAGUUUGAGAAGUAUUAGUAUAUUUAAAUUCUUGUUUAAAUGGUAGAGUCCUCUUGUGAAGACAUCUGGACUUGAACUUUUGUUUGUUGGGGUAUUUUUUAUUACUGAUUCAGUCUUCUUAUUAGUACUUGGUCUGUUAGAUUCUCUGUUUCUUUGUAAUUCAGUCUGGUAGGUUGUGUGUUCAAGGAAUUUAUCCAUUUCUUCUAGAUUGUCCAGUUUGUUGGCAUGAUUUAUUUUAGAUCAGUGUGUCUUAAACUUUAAUAUGUGUAUAUGAGUCAACUAGGGAUCUUAUUAAAAGGCUAAUUAUGGUUCAGUAGGUCCUGUAGUUGGUCCUGAGAUUUUGCAUUUCUCAUAAACUCUGGUGAUGCUGCUGGUCUUCAAACUACAUGUUUGAACACAAACCUCUUGAAUGUGGAUUCUUAGAGGCAAAUUGUCCACUAAGGCAGGGACAGAUUCAGCAUAGGUUCCUUUGGACCCCAGAAGCCCUACAGGGUGGUAAAAAUGUUGAACUGCUUAGAAAACUGUCAUUAAAAAGUAGAAUUUCACAGGCUCUGGGAAGCUCAAUUCUCAUUGUGUUACUGCCCUGUUAUUUGUCAUUCUGCAGCUACACAUCUAAAAGAAGGUUUAUAAACAUCACACUAUUCUUGUUUUUGAACCAAACUUAGCAUCAGCAAGGCCAUAAACUUAAUCAAGGUAGAAAAAGCAGUUUGCUGCCCAGGGUGCCUGAACAAGAUUUUUGCCCUAUUUCUCCAGGGCAAAUAAUAUGAUUAUAUUAAGCAGCAUAUACCUUCUUUAAUUUUAAAAAACACUACUGCUUAGUGCUUUGUUCAUUUAAUUCCAUUUUCUUUUAUAUUUAUUGUUAUCCUUACUUCCUUUUUAUUUCGGUUUGCUUGACGGAAAGGGUAGAUAAAGAUCUGUUUGAAUAUGAGAUUUAGAGAGACAUGUCAAGGUUUCUAGUAGCUUUUAAGUGUGGAAGUUGUAGUGUUCUCUUUACAUAAAGUUGAGGUCUCUACAAUUUUUUGCAAAUUGACUCUUCACAGGAAACAUAGGAGAAAGAAUUCUUAGAAUUUCAUUUUUUAAUGAGUAGGUGAUUGUGCAAGGUUGAAUUAUUUUCUUUCAUAUCACACAUCAAGUUGAUGUAAUGGAAAAGGUAUGGACAAUGAUAGACUGAUUUGGAGUAAUGCAUGACCUUGGAUGAAUAGUUCAAUUUUUCUAAGUCUCAAUUUCUUCAUGUAUGGAACAGGAAUAUAAUUCCCAUUAAGUUGAUGUGAAGAUCAAAUAAGAAAAUAUUUCAAAGCUCUUUGGCCUCCUAGCCUUGACUACAUUUAAUGAUAUUAAAAUCUCAAAACAGGUAGGAGCAAGAAUCUUCUUUUCUCACUGAUCUUAGGGGUUAAUCUUAUAUCUGUUAGGAAAAUCAUGUUAACUUGUAAUGUCAGGAUUCCAACUUGGUGAGCCUGAGAUUUCCAAGGUAGGACUGGUUUUCAUGGCUUAUUUCUCUUUCUCAGAUAUGUCUUUGCAGGUCUCCCCUCUUUCCAGAGAGGGCAACACAGAAGAGAUUAUGGCUGCUGUGAUUUUUUCCGUUGGACCUCUGGGACUAUUCCCCUGUGCCCACCCUCAGUGAUCUCUUCUUUUCUACCCACUAAGAAGUGAUCAAGCUUAAUAGAUGACAUGGAGAGAAAGAAGAUGUUUAAGACACAGUGCUUGGCUGUAGGGAGCUUACAGUCCCAUUGAGGUAAGGAAUACAGAAGAAAUAGUUACCUAAUUUAUUUAGGUGAAUGAUAAUUGUUUAGUAUAAUGUAUAGAGGAGUGCUAUGUAAGGAAAGAAAUGGGCCAUUAGUAUGGGCAUAAAUUGGUCAUGGAAAGCUCAUAGAUAGUUGGGAUAGUUAAUGGUGGGUUGGAUGAUUAGUAGUACCCAAUUACAUGUAGGAUUUAAAUUGUCAUAAAGUAUUUGUAAGGUACUUCAGGUAAGAAGGGAGUUUAAGGGCAAAGCUGAGGUAGAGAACAGUGGGUGAGCUAGUGAUAUUCAAGGUGGAAAGUUAUGAAAGUUGGGACUGGAAAUUAGAUAUUUAAGGUGAAUCUUUUAAUGUUUUCCUGAAGACAUUUGUAUGAAUGUGUAUGUGUUUGAGAUGGGUAUUAAUGUGAUAAAAGCUGUGCUUUAGCAGUGAUUUUUGGAAAUAGAUUCAGAAGAAAGGCAGUACUGAAAAAUAUAAUUUGUUGUAGUAGUGAUCCAUAAUAGCCUGUAGUAGUGAUAUUUUAUUCUUUGUUGCCAAGAUGUAUAACAUGUAAAUAGCCCUUAAAACAUACCAUUGAAAAGAUAAAUAAAAACCAAAUGUUGCACUUGAUCAAUAGAUCCAAAAUAUUUGUCUAGUAUUAGCCUGAUCAAACAUCCCUAAUUCUCAGAGGUUGAGGUUCAUAUCGUUAUUAAUUUUCUGGAAGCCAAAUAUUUGUACUUUUUUAGAUAAGAACUUGGGAGGAGAUAAUUUAGAUACCACUUUUCUCAAUGGAAUUUAAAUAAUUUUAUUACCUAUUUUUAAAAAUGGCACAAAAUCAAAAAUUAGUAAGCAUACUACAGAAGGUAUAGUAAAAUUUCAUUUCACUUGUAAAAUCAGGCCCUUGUGUGGAUAUAGUUUAUAAAACUUGGGAGAAAAUGUCAUGAGAGGUCCCUGAAAUAUUUCCUGAAUGACUAUUGAGACGUGCCUGCACACCCACAGAGCUGUAAGGAUUUACCUCCUCUGUAGAAAACAUAUGGUGUUAGUAAGUUUUGAAUAUUAUUCUUGAGCAAGAUAGGUACUUUCUGAGAAACUGUUUUCAUCCCCAAGUGAAAAAUAAUUAUGUAGCAUCUGAGGACCCCUUAUUAUAAAUUUUUGUUUUGGAAGGUUCUUUGUUAGAAGCCUUUAAAAACCAUGCAGUUAUACUUUCUCCUACUUGUAUCUGUCAUCGUCUCAAAUGAGGGCAAAGAAGAUUAUGAUUGGAUGUUACUAUGAAACCUUAAUUUCAGCCCUAUGUAAAACAGUAAACCAGGUCAUGCUCUAUACACCACAUCCACAGUGGACUGGUGGUGACGGGUUGAGGCUCUGCUGUAGGUCAUAGGCAGCCUGUCCCUGAGUGGUCUUAUCCUGUAUCCCCUCAGAGUCCUGAAGUUUCCCGGUCAGGUGAAGAUCUUCACUUUCAGGAAGAAGAACCAGAAUUGGUAAAGGAUUCAGUGACAUUUAAAGAUGUGGCUAUAGACUUCACAUUAGAAGAGUGGAGGUUGAUGGACCCUUCACAGAGGAACCUGCACAAGGAUGUGAUGCUAGAAAAUUAUAGGAAUCUUGUCUCCCUGGGGCUUGCAGUUUCCAAACCAGACAUGAUAUCUCAUUUGGAGAAUGGGAAAGGACCAUGGGUGGUAGUGAGAGAAAUUUCAAGACCUCCCUAUCCAGAGUUGGAGACCAAACCUGCAACCAAGAAUGUUAUACCAACAGAGGUUAUUUCUGAAGACUUAUCACAGGACACCAUAGUAGAGAAGUUCACAGGGAAUAGUCUAUGGGACUCUACAAUCGCAAGAAUAUGGAACUGGGAUGAAAGGAUAUUGAGAUCACAAAAUAGUCAAGAAAGUCAUUUGAGUCAAAGAAUAGUUACACCAAAAAAAACUCCCACAAGCUUUAGAUUUGGAUCUAUUCCUUUUUCAAAACCAGGAGUUAUCUCAGAAGAGCCCCACAGCAAAUUCCAGACACAUGAGGAAAUUUUCACUGAGAAUUUGAUUACAAAUAUCCAUCUAGGGAAGAACAUUUGCAAUGAUACAGAAGCCGGCAAGUCCAUAAGGCCUACUUCAGAACUUACUUUAGGGAAAAAACACAGUAAUAAAGAAAAACCCUAUAAAUGUAGUACAUGUGAAAAGGCUUUUUGUUAUAGGUCAUUACUCAUUCAACAUCAGAGAACCCAUACGAAAGAAAAACCUUAUGAAUGCAAUGAAUGUGGGAAAAUGUUUAGCCAGCCUUCAUAUCUUGGUCAACAUAAAAAAAUUCACACUGGAGAAAAACCCUAUAAAUGUAAUGAAUGUGGAAAGGCCUUCAUUGCUUCUUCAUCACUUAUGGUACAUCAGAGAAUUCAUACUAAGGAGAAACCUUAUCAAUGCAAUGUCUGUGGAAAAUCUUUUAGCCAGUGUGCUCGUCUUAAUCAACACCAGAGAAUUCAAACUGGAGAGAGGCCUUAUAAAUGUAAUGAAUGUGAGAAAGCUUUCAGUGAUAAAUCAAAACUUGCAAGACAUCAUGAAACUCACAGUGGAGAGAAACCCUACAAAUGUAAUGACUGUGGGAAAGCCUUUAGGAAUAAGUCAUAUCUUAGCGUACAUCAGAAGACACAUACUGAAGAGAAACCAUAUAAAUGCAAUGAGUGUGGGAAAUCUUUCAAGAAUACCACAAUUUUUAAUGUUCAUCAAAGAAUUCAUACUGGAGAGAAACCUUUUAGAUGUAAUGAAUGUGGGAAAGCCUAUAGAAGUAAUUCAAGCCUUAUUGUACAUAUAAGAACACAUACUGGAGAAAAACCCUAUGAAUGUAAUGAAUGUGGGAAAGCAUUCAAUCGCAUUGCAAAUUUCACAGAACAUCAGAGAAUUCAUACAGGAGAAAAGCCCUAUAAGUGUAAUGAAUGUGGGAAGGCAUUCAUUAAUUAUUCAUGCCUUACUGUACACCACAGAAUGCAUACAGGAGAAAAACCUUAUAAAUGUAAUGAAUGUGGAAAGGCCUUCAUGCGUUCUUCAUCUCUAAUUAUACAUCAGCGAAUUCAUACAGAAGAGAAACCUUAUUUAUGUAAUGAAUGUGGGGAAUCUUUCAGAAUAAAAUCACACUUAACUGUACAUCAAAGGAUUCAUACUGGAGAGAAACCAUAUAAAUGUACUGACUGUGAGAGGGCAUUUACAAAAAUGGUAAAUCUCAAGGAACAUCAGAAAAUUCAUACUGGAGUGAAACCCUAUAAAUGUCAUGAUUGUGGAAAAUCCUUCAGGACUAAGUCAUAUCUUAUUGUACAUCAAAGGACCCAUACUGGAGAAAAACCAUACAAAUGUAAUGAAUGUGAGAAAGCUUUCACUAAUACAUCACAACUUACUGUGCAUCAAAGAAGGCAUACUGGGGAAAAACCCUAUAAAUGUAAUGAUUGUGGGAAGGUUUUCACAAGUAACUCAGGCUUUAAUACCCAUCAGAGAACACAUACUGGAGAGAAACCAUUUAAAUGUAAUGACUGUGGGAAGGCAUUCAGCCAGAUGGUACAUGUCACAGAACAUCAGAAAAUCCAUAGUGGAGAGAAACCCUAUAAAUGUGAUGUCUGUGGAAAAGCCUUCAGGAGGGGUUCAUACCUUACAGUUCACUGGAGAACACAUACUGGAGAAAAACCCUAUAUGUGUAAGGAAUGUGGGAAAGGUUGUAUUACUCUAUCACAGCUAACUCUACAUCAGAGAAUUCAUACUGGUGAGAGGCCCUAUAAAUGUGAAGAAUGUGGAAAAGCCUUCAGAACUAACUCUGAUUUUACUGUACAUCUGAGGAUGCAUACUGGAGAAAAACCCUAUACAUGUAAGGAAUGUGGAAAAGCCUUUAGGAGCAGCUCAAGCCUUACUGUACAUCAAAGAAUACAUCAGAGAGAAAUGCAGUUAAUAUAGAGAACAAUGAAUCAUUCACCCAGAUGUCAGGUCCCCAAAAAUAAUAAACUAAUUUUUAUGAAUGUGGAAAAACUUUCAGGAGCAAUUUACCAGAAAAUACAUACUAAAGAGACACUAUAAAGAUAAGAAUAUGGGAAAGCAUUUAGUCAUAUUAAACCUUAGAAGUUAUAGGAAAAUUCACAACAGAGAAAAAUACCAGACAAAUAAAAGCCUUCAUCCAGAUUUCAUACUUUAUUCAUUGAACAAAUUA